CAAACGCAGGUGAAGCCUCCUGCUAGGCUUCUAUCAGUACUGAGCGCUGCUGGCCCUGUCAACCCGAGUCCCGGGGGCAGCAAGUAGCAACCGGCCUGCACUUGCUCUGCUGCAGAUCAGAGGUCAGGUCAGGAUGUCACCCCGCAACGCCGAGCUGCCCGUCGCCGAUCCGGCCGCCGACCCGGACCGAGCGCGGCUGCAGCAGCUGGGAUACAAGCAGGAGCUCAAGCGCGGCCUCUCCCUCCUCUCCAACUUCGCCUUCUCCUUCUCCAUCAUCUCCGUGCUGGCGGGCGUGACGACGACGUACAACACGGGGCUGCGCUACGGCGGGCCGGCCUCCAUGACGCUGGGCUGGCUCGUCGUCGCGGCGUUCAACGGCUGCGUGGCCCUGUCCAUGGCGGAGAUCUGCUCGGCCUACCCGACCUCCGGCGGGCUCUACUACUGGAGCGCCAAGCUCGCCGGCGAGGACUGGGCGCCCCUCGCUUCCUGGGUAACUGGAUGGUUCAACAUCGUGGGCCAGUGGGCCUGCACCACGAGCGUGGACUUCUCGCUGGCGCAGUUCGUCCAGGUGAUCGUCUUGCUUAGCACUGGGGGAGCCAAUGGCGGCGGAUACAUGGCGUCCAAGUACGUAGUGCUGGCGAUCUACUGCGCCAUCUUGAUCCUACACGGGCUGAUCAACAGCCUCUCUAUCCAAUGGCUGGCAUGGUUUGGCCAGUUUGGAGCCUUUUGGAACCUUGCAGGUGUAUUUGCCUUGACGAUAUUGAUUCCUGCCGUUGCUAAGGAGAGGGCAACCAUGGAGUUCGUUUUUACCCACUGCUACACCGACAAUGGUGUGGGGAUCCACAGCAAGGUUUAUGCACUAGCCAUUGGUUUGCUGACAAGCCAAUACUCCCUCCUCGGAUACGACACGUCAGCCCACAUGUCAGAGGAGACGAAGAACGCUGCCUGGAGUGGGCCAAUGGGGAUCGUCGUCUCCGUUGCUCUGUCGAGCGUCUUCGGAUGGGUCUACCUGGUGUCCCUGACAUCCAUCGUCACCAACAUCCCCAUCCUCCUCGACCCCAGCAACGACGCCGGCGGGAACGCCAUCGCGCAGGCCCUGCACGCCGCCUUCCGCACGAGGUUCGGCAGCGGCGCCGGGGGGAUCGUGUGCUUGGCGGCCAUGGCCGUCGCCAUAUUCCUCUGCGGCACGGCGUCCGUGACCAGCAACUCGAGGAUGGGGUACGCCUUCUCCAGGGACGGGGCGAUGCCGUUCUCGCGCUUCUGGUACCGGGUGAACAAGCAGGAGGUGCCCUUCAACGUCGUCUGGCUCUCCGUCUCGGUGGCGUUCGUCAUGGCGCUCACGUCGCUGGGGAGCCAGGUGGCGUUCCAGGCGAUGGUGUCCAUCACGACGCUGGGCAUGUACAUCGCCUACGGGCUGCCCAUCUUCUUCCGCGUGACCACCGCCCGGAGAUCCUUCGUUCCGGGGCCGUUCCACCUCGGGAAAUAUGGUGUCCUCAUCGGCUGGGCGGCAGUCGCCUGGGUGGCCCUCGUGACCGUGCUCUUCUGCCUGCCGGUGGCGUACCCUGUCGCGGUGGACAACUUCAACUACACGCCGGCGGCCGUCGGGGGCGUGCUGCUGCUCAGCCUCGGCGCGUGGGCGCUGCACGCCCGGUUCUGGUUCCGAGGUCCCGUCACCAACGUCGACGCGUGAUCGAUGAAGAUGGCCACCCACGAUGGUACGCUCUGUUUGUUUCCCUGGAAAAUUCCCUGGAAGACCCUCAAGCAAAUGACGCUUCCUUCCAUGGUCCUGCAAAACUGAGACGCCCUUCUGUGGCCUUCUUUUUAU
This is a messenger RNA of Panicum hallii, 1825 nucleotides long. Its product is annotated as amino-acid permease BAT1 homolog. NCBI's taxonomy places the organism in Eukaryota, Viridiplantae, Streptophyta, Magnoliopsida, Poales, Poaceae. Gene Ontology annotation, cellular component: membrane. Gene Ontology annotation, molecular function: L-lysine transmembrane transporter activity; gamma-aminobutyric acid transmembrane transporter activity; L-glutamate transmembrane transporter activity. The transcript has 8 exons. The record is from RefSeq and is a predicted model, not a curated record. The coding region runs from base 134 to 1690 and encodes 518 amino acids. Gene Ontology annotation, biological process: transmembrane transport; gamma-aminobutyric acid transport.